UCAGAGCCUUCCUGAUGUAUAUAUGCAGGUAGUGAGAUUUGAAACAGCCCUUUGAGACGGUAAUAUAAUAAAACUCUGAUUUGGGGAGUAGCAGUUCUCCUCAUUUUUCUACUCUCUUGUGGGAAUGAGUUGCCAACCUUUUACUUCGGCUGAAACUUUUAUACCUCUGAAUUCUGAGUCUUCUGCCACUCUGCCUCUGAUAAUGCAUCACAGCGCUGCCGAGUGCCUACCAGUCUCCAACCAUGCCACCAAUGUGAUGUCUACAGCCACAGGACUUCAUUAUUCCGUUCCUUCCUGUCAUUAUGGGAACCAGCCGUCAACCUAUGGAGUGAUGGCAGGUAGCUUAACCCCUUGUCUUUAUAAGUUUCCUGACCAUACCUUGAGUCAUGGAUUCCCUCCCAUGCACCAGCCUCUCCUGGCAGAGGACCCCACAGCUGCUGAUUUCAAGCAGGAACUCAGGCGGAAAAGUAAAUUAGUUGAAGAGCCAAUAGACAUGGAUUCUCCGGAAAUUCGAGAGCUUGAAAAGUUUGCCAAUGAAUUUAAAGUGAGAAGAAUUAAGUUAGGAUACACCCAAACAAAUGUUGGGGAGGCUCUGGCAGCUGUGCAUGGCUCUGAAUUCAGUCAAACAACUAUCUGCCGAUUUGAAAACCUGCAGCUCAGCUUUAAAAAUGCAUGCAAGCUGAAAGCAAUAUUAUCAAAAUGGCUGGAGGAAGCUGAACAAGUGGGAGCUUUAUACAAUGAAAAAGCGGGAGUAAAUGAAAGGAAACGGAAACGGAGAACAACUAUAAGUAUUGCUGCUAAGGACGCUCUGGAGAGACACUUUGGAGAACAGAAUAAACCUUCCUCUCAAGAGAUCAUGCGGAUGGCUGAAGAAUUGAAUCUUGAGAAAGAAGUAGUAAGAGUUUGGUUUUGCAACAGAAGGCAGAGAGAAAAACGGGUGAAAACAAGUCUGAAUCAGAGUUUAUUUACUAUUUCCAAGGAGAAUCUUGAGUGCAGAUAAGGUUUCCUAUUGUGAAAUUGCAAAUUUUCCUAUUUUUCAUUCCUUUCUCUUCUCCAACAAAAAUAGAAGUUAGGUAUUUGGUUGGUUUUAAAAAAAUCAUUUUAUAUCAGCAUUUGCUAUAUCACCCUUCUUUUCUACAUUCUAAAAAAUACAAUUAUAUUGACGAAUUAUUUUCUUUAAAAUGAUUACUCUCAGAAGCUACAUUUUACAUUUUAACCCAAAGAUACUAAUAGGAAUAAAAUGAUCCUUUCUCUAAAUCUCUAUCCAUCCACCCACCAAUGCAUCUAUCUAUCUAUCUAUCUAUCUAUCUAUCUAUCUAU
Rhinolophus ferrumequinum (greater horseshoe bat) is the source of this 1320-nucleotide messenger RNA. It is a transcript of the gene POU1F1, whose product is annotated as POU class 1 homeobox 1. The transcript is spliced from 6 exons. The record is from RefSeq and is a predicted model, not a curated record. Gene Ontology annotation, biological process: regulation of transcription by RNA polymerase II. Bases 125 to 1000 code for a protein of 291 amino acids. Gene Ontology annotation, molecular function: DNA-binding transcription factor activity, RNA polymerase II-specific; RNA polymerase II cis-regulatory region sequence-specific DNA binding. Lineage: Eukaryota; Metazoa; Chordata; Mammalia; Chiroptera; Rhinolophidae.